This is a messenger RNA of Astrephomene gubernaculifera, 384 nucleotides long. Lineage: Eukaryota; Viridiplantae; Chlorophyta; Chlorophyceae; Chlamydomonadales; Astrephomenaceae. The record is from the annotation of a GenBank genome assembly.
CGCGCUAUCGCUGCUGUCCACACUGCUGCUGUUGGAGGCCGAGGCCCCGGGGGCUGACGCGGUGCUGUCGGCGCUGCUGCCCCAUGCCGGGAAGCUGCAGGCAGCGCUGCUGCGGCGUAAGAAGAAGGCUGCGGGUGUGAAGGCGGAGCUGCUCAAGCUGCUGGCAAUCAUCGUGGACCGAGCGUACGGCCGGGAGUACGACAGGGAGGGCCUGGCGGGCCUGUGCCCAAUGGUGCUGGCGCAGACGGCGGUGGAGAAGCUCCCGCAGAGGCACGAAGACAAGGAGGCUAACCUGCCUUCCGGGACUGCACCUGCCGGGGACGUACCGGCAACCACCAGUGCGCCGGUGGAGGUAGCAGGCGCACUGACGGUGGAGGAAGCAGG